AAAUUAUUUAAUUGUAAUUGAAUGUGAAUACAGUGAAAAUUCUUGUUAGCACUCUCUCAUGUCUCGUCUUUCUCCUUUCUUAGUUCUCCUUCAAGAGAAGAAAUAGAAUUCCUAACGACGCAAAUUUUCUGAUACAAAUGUUAAAACCUACAAUUUUCAGACCCUUCACAUUCCUUGUAUCACCCCAUCGUCAUCUCCAUACCUCACCCAUCAUCCUCCUUGCUGCAUCACCAACCACCAACACAAUCCAAUUUGCUUACCCUCAACUCGAUUCUCCAAAUUUUACUAAACCAGUGAAUGAAACCCAUCUCCUAAGAGUUUGUACGAUUCUUUACCAACAGCAGUACUCAUCCGACCAGAAAAUCCACAACAACCUCUGUAAAACAACCUUUGACCUUACCCAUGAAUUUUUCCUUCAAGUUUGCAAUAAGUUCCAAUAUUCUUGGAGACCCGUUUACAAAUUCUAUGAGUUUACCAAGACCCAACCUCAUUUCAAUCACACGCCCAUUACCUUCCAUAAACUGAUAGAUGUAAUUGGAAAAUCAAGAAACAUUGAGCUUUUCUGGGAAGUGUUUCAAGAAAUUGGACGGUGUAAAUUGGUAACGCCUAAAACUUAUGUAGUUGGAGUGAAAACUCUGGCUUCCGUUAGGGAGUUGAAGAAAUGUGUUGGAGUCUUUCAUGUGAUGAAUGGGUUUGGAUAUGGGUAUAGUGUGGAUGUGUUGAAUAAGGUUGUUGAGUCCCUUUGUAGAUCUAAGCUUGUUGAGGAGGCUGAGCAUGUUGUAUUGAAGUUGAAAGAUUGGAUAAAGCCAAAUGGGGUUACUUAUAGGUGGUUGAUAUAUGGUUUUUGUGAUGUUGGUGAUGUAAUUGAAGCAUCCAAGAUUUGGAAUUUGAUGGUGGAUGAAGGUUUUGAACCUGAUAUUGCAUCUGUUGAGGCUAUGAUGGAGACCCUUUUCAAGAAUAAUAAGUAUGUUGAAGCAUUGAAGGUUUUCCAAUCGGUUAGAGUGAAUAGGAUGAGUGAAUUAGGGGUCUCAACUUAUCGGUUGGUGAUCAAUUGGUUGUGCAAGAAAGGCAAGCUUGGAGAGAGUUACCUAGUGUUUGAAGAAAUGCAAAAGAGAGGGAUUAAGGCGGACAAUCAUACGUUAGCAUCGAUAACUUUUGGGCUUAUCAGUAGAGGAAGGGUUAUGGAGGCGUAUAGGGUUGUAGAACGAAUAGAGAAGCCUGAUACGAGUGUUUAUCAUGGGAUGAUCAAAGGGCUGUUGAAGUUGAAACGGGCAAGAGAAGCAACUGAAGUAUUUAGGGAGAUGAUUAAAAGGGGGUGCGAGCCGAUAAUGCAUACGUAUGUUAUGUUGUUGCAAGGGCAUUUAGGGAAGAGAGGGAGGAAAGGAUUAGAUCCUCUUGUGAAUUUCGACACUAUCUUUGUAGGAGGUUUGGUUAAGGCGGGGAAGACGUUGGAGGCGAACAAAUAUGCAGAGAGAUUAAUGUACAGAAAAGUUGAGGUGCCUAGGUUUGAUUAUAACAAGUUUUUGCAUUAUUAUUCCAAUGAGGAAGGGGUGGUUAUGUUUGAGGUGAUGAGCAAAAAACUUAGAGAAGUUGGGCAAUUUGAUUUAGCUGAUAUAUUUGCAAGGUAUGGGGAGAAAAUGGCAACUAGGGAUAGGAGGAGAAUUCGAACAGCAGAGUCACGACUUCUAUGACACCAAGUUAUAUUCCCAUUCCCAUGAUUGCAACUUAUUCUUGCAGGCUGUGCAAAGGAGCAUAAAGUAUGUGCAAAGUGUUCAUGUCGUGUUGAUCAAGUGGUUGGAAGGUUUCAAGAUUCCUCCUUUUUUCCCCUGCCCUUCUCAAUUUGUUGAAUCUCUAUUCUGCACUUUUAACAUGAUAUUGUUUUCGGAAGACAUCUCAUAUGCUUAUUAUUGGUUUCUCGUGGAGAUAUUUCAGAAGAAGAGGCUGAGAAAAAGUCUCUUAAGGAGGUUUGUUUCCAUAGCCUAAUCCUUAGGCUUUUCUACAUCUAUAUGAUCAACAGGUCAUUUGUCAUCCUAUGAAUCUAAUGUUCUGUUAUUGGUUACAGGCUAUCAAGAAUGCUCGAGAACGGGAUAGGUGGUCAUUUCUACGUGCUUUAAGAGAAAUUUACGCUGAAUUAACUUUAUGAUGAAUGUUUUAUGGUAGAUACCUGUCUUAUCAACAAUUAGUCAUUAGUAAUCAAGCCAUAUCAUUUAGUAGUGCCAGAUUGGUCCUUUUCCUUCGCUAUACUUCAAAUCUUCAUGAUUCAUGUCAUGAAUAUAUUACCGUGUAUGCUAGUCUCUCACAUUUGGGAGAAAGUAAGCCCUUUUACAACAUGUUCUCUCACUCUCUUUUUUUCCCCAUCAUUUUUUCUCCUAGUUAUUUAAUCUUAUCUCUUGGAUUGUAAACGAGAACUGUUUUCCGCACCCUCCACACUUCAUUAAGCCUUGUGGGCUCUCUUACUCCUCUUUCUUACAUUGCCUGUCUUAUAGUAUUGUCCCUCCCUUGGAUUUCACCUUGACUAGAUUGGCUUGUCUCUAGGAGGAAAUAACACCGGUUAGAUCUAUGCAUCAUCAUUUGCACAAUUGCCAAUCUUUCAGCCUUUGUCUUGGGUAACUGGCAGACCACUUACUGCCUGCCUCUUCUGUUGUGACAUUGGCGACAUUAGGUGAAUAGUAUUGAUUGCUACAGAUCAUUUUCACGUCAGAUGAAAAUCAACUUUAACAUGUAAAUUGGUACAUCACCUUGCUGCAAAAACAAAUAAUUAGAUGACAGUUAAUGGUCAUUUUCAUUCUUACCCCUUUUGGAUCUACCCAAUUCUCUUCUAUUUGUUUCUCCUGAACUGGAUUGAAAAAUAGUUGGAAGAGGGUUAUUAUAUUUGUAGUCUGUACGCAUAAGCACAUUUUUUUUCUCUGGGUGACAGGUGUUGGAUUGCCUGUUUAUGUGCACAUAUGGAGAAAUAGUUGUGCUUGAAAUUGAUUUUUUUCAAGCUGAACAAAAUGCUUUUGGACGAAGUAAGAUGUUGUGUUCUUGGCAUCAAUUCAUGUUACCAUUCUCCAAAUAAAGAAAAAAACUUGGCAUCAAUUCAGCAUUUAUGUAUAGGAGUUGAAAUGCCAUCAAAACAUCUAAGAUUCCUCUCUGUCAAAACACACGAGAAUAAGGUAGCUGGGAUCAUUUUCCAGAUACUCUUGAUGGCCCUGUUGACUUUCCAAAAGUGCCAACUUUCAAGUGCUUCCUUGAUGCACUGACAUAGAUACCAAUAGUUGAAAAAAACAUAUGCCAGAGAUCAGUAGCCACUGUGCAGAACAUUUCCUGCCGGCUACUUGUAAUUGCAUAAUACCCAUUAAAGAGUAUGUUUCGAUGAGUCAUGAAAUGGAUUUUGAAAAAUGAAUAUCUAAAUGUAGCGAUUGGUUGGUAUGGAUGGAAGGGGUGACAGUUGAUUUACUUCUCUCACAUUCUAAUUAUUAUUUACAAUCUAAUAGUAUCAUUUGAUAGUAUAAAGCCAACACGGCAACAUAUUACCAGGUUGUAACUUGUGAACACACUUUCAUUUCUCCUUUUAUCCUCUGUUGUUUCUACUGUGCCAAGCAGUAUAAAAGUAUCUUGUUUUUACCAGAGUUUCAGCACAUUGGUGUCUGUUGUCUGAUUAUGUUGCUUUCAUGAUGUUUCUGAGAUUCCAAGAGUGCAUCUAAUGUGUAUGCAACAGAUGAACAAAGGGAAGUCUCAUAGUUCAGAAAAAACCCAACUCAAAAUGACGUGAAGGUUGGUGAACCGUGUACAGCAUCAUCACUUGAGGAAUAUGCUGAGGCAAACCAUGAUGAUGAAGAAGAUCAGGUCCAAGGUAUUUGAGAUGUGCAUUUUGGAGAAUGAAUCCCACAUGGCCCUUUAAAGAUUUCCCUUCGUGGUCACUAAUUUGAUUCACACUCCCGAGUUUGUAUUGGUAGCUUUGGAGAAAAGAAGUAAAUUGGAUUUUGGUUGACCUUCCGUUCUACAUUAAAGGACCAAGGUCGAGUCAAGACACUUCCAUUUUUCUUGUCCUUCAGAAUUUUUUAGCUAGUGAAAAGCGUUUUGAGAGUGUAAUAUAGACUAAAAUAGAUUCCGAAGCCUAUUAAAUUUAAAAUAGGCUAUAGUAUGAGGUGACUGUUUUGACUCAGGAAAACCUCAUGAAGAGGGGUUUCCAUUUGAGUCCCAGAUGUUUCCUAUGUGGGGAAGAGGCUGAGACCGUUACUCACCUGUUUCUUCAUUGUGGGAUUACCAAUCUUUUGUGGGAUCUUUUCAUCAAUAUGAAGGGACUAAACUGGAGUAGCACAGACCCUGAAGAUAUGGAGUAGUUAUGCCAACAUCUCUGGAGAUAAAGAUAGCUUGUUUACGGUGGUCGGUGUGGCAAGAAAGAAACCGUAGAUGUUUCCAGAACAAGAGCAACACUAUCCAGAAGUUGAAGAUGAACUGCUUGGUGUUGUUUCAUUUUUGGUGUAAACAGGAGUACAUGGAAGAUCUAGAAUUAGUUAUGAACGUCUUAGGCUCUUUGUAAUUUUAACUAUAGGGUUGAAGAUCUUCAUGUAUACUCUUUUGCUUUUGUAAUUAGGAACCUGUAACAUGUUGUGGCAGGUUUGAUUUUUUUGGAAAUGGAAAUACAAGUUGUUACUUCAUCAAAAAAAAAAAAAAAUAGUAUGAGGUGAGUAGUCAUAAGUUUUGCAAUGGA
Messenger RNA from Capsicum annuum, 4696 nucleotides. Its product is annotated as putative pentatricopeptide repeat-containing protein At1g26500. The coding region runs from base 138 to 1691 and encodes 517 amino acids. NCBI's taxonomy places the organism in Eukaryota, Viridiplantae, Streptophyta, Magnoliopsida, Solanales, Solanaceae. The transcript is spliced from 2 exons. Gene Ontology annotation, molecular function: protein binding. The record is from RefSeq and is a predicted model, not a curated record.